This is a messenger RNA of Cyprinus carpio (common carp), 2789 nucleotides long. RefSeq names its product galanin receptor type 1. The record is from RefSeq and is a predicted model, not a curated record. Gene Ontology annotation, molecular function: G protein-coupled peptide receptor activity. Lineage: Eukaryota; Metazoa; Chordata; Actinopteri; Cypriniformes; Cyprinidae. Gene Ontology annotation, cellular component: membrane. Gene Ontology annotation, biological process: neuropeptide signaling pathway.
AUAUUAUUUUAACAUGGCAAAGCUGUGCAAACAAAUUGUCAACUCCCAGGCUAAAACAUGGAUUAAGGGCCUGGGAUAAAAAGAAUUCAAAGACAGAAGCUGGACGUUAUAUCUACUGACUUAACUUGACAGUUCACUAAAUGGGUGGUUAAACAAAGCUCUGUGUUUAUAGGCACUGCGUCACUGCUGUCAGGUCAAAGGCCAUUUUACUUGCCUCUCUCUGGCUGUUUAAGUUUCCGUUUGAAGCACGGCUUUCCACUCGAGAUCUUUUGAAUAAUACCAUGGGAGUUCCAGCAGACUGAUUUUGUGGAUUAUUGAGCUCAUAGACAUUGAAUCUGUGAAGUUAAUCUUGAAGUUGAAGGAAUAUCCAGCAAAUCCUUGGAAUGCAUCUGCAACCACUGAAGUCACUACAGGCAAGUGCAACAUUGUUAUGGCUUUGCAUCUGCCAUAUCUAUAAAGGAAUUACAGAGGAAAUAAAUCUGUGGAAAGACAAAUAAACAAUGAUUUCAGGCAACUUUUUGUUUCUCCUGAAAAGAACUAAACCAAUAGUAUUUCUGCACUUGGAGUCCUGCAAUCAUUAACUAUUGAUGCAUUCCAGAGCGUUUUAUCAAGACUACUGUACAGUAUAAUCUUUUCUGGACCUCACAGGCAAAACUACAAGAAUGCACAAGGAUGUACACUGUAUAACCAGAGGACUGUUGACAAAUGUUUGAACAUUUUCUAAUGGUCUGAGAGACGCCUCGAAAGGGAAAUAGUAGUAAAACUUUGUCCAGGUUUGUACAGUAUUUGCUGCAUGAAUGUUGUAGAACUGUUUGUAGAGAUGCAUGAAAAUAAUACUUGGAAUUAAGAACCAAUUACAUUUAUAAUCAGAUUGUUGUUAAUUGUUGGACACUCCAUUAUGGUUAAUGAGACUACAGAGACGAACAGUUCCAGUCAUGGACUGAGUGAUGUUGAGCGAGUGUUGGUACCCAUAUUUGACAGCUUCAUCCUGGUAACCGGGGUGGUGGGACACAUCCUGGUUCUUAUCGUCAUCUGUCGUACAAUGCGGCGAGGACUUGGACAGCCCAGUGGAGGAAGGACAGGAGGACUCCGACAAACAAAUGCAAAUGGCACGGAUGUUCUUCUUAUGUCAUUAAGUGUGGCAGACCUUCUCCUCCUUUCCUGUCUUCCAUACCACACAGUCGCCAUUGCAACCCGUCACUGGCCAUUUGGAAGCUUCAUGUGCAAGUCUGUGAGCUUCUUGAGUGCGAUGUGUACAGCGGCGAGUGCCUUUACGCUGGCCACUUUGGCUUUUGCACGGUACAUCAUUGUGGUCCAUCAGUCAAAAGCAUAUCAAUGGCGUAAAGAGGGGCAUUUAAAAGUAGUUGCGGGUGUACUGUGGAUACCAGCGGUCAUCCUGGCAUCACCUCAGUUUGCUUGGAGGACACUGGACAACCAUAAAGCCCAUGAGAACCUGGCCUGUUUCAAUUUCCUGUCUGACAAAGGCCAGUUGGCAUAUGGAGUGUGCCAUUUCCUACUUGCUUUUGCAUUUCCCCUUGGGAUCAUUGUAAUAGCCUAUGUCAAGAUAUACCAUUUCCUCAAAACAACUAGACAGGGCCGCACAACUCCGAUUGACCAUUUGGAGCACUACCAUGUGCAUGUGACCCAGACAUCUGCUUUGUUAGUGCUGGCUUUUGCAUUGUGUUGGCUGCCAUCCUAUGGCUUGAUGUUUGCCCAAAUAGCUGAGGAUGAUAAAGCGGCUGGUCCUUUACCUCACUUUGGACCUUUUGCUACCUUUGCUCGCAUAAUGGCAACCUCUUCUACAGUGGCCAACCCCAUUCUCUACGUUUUUAUGUCAGAGAAAUUCAGGAAGGAACUAAUGGACCUGGGUCGAAGAGUCUGUAGAAAUAGACCCUCCUAAAGUCACACAGUUAAGAGUUAAUCAUGAUUUAUUCCAUAAAGUUGUUUACAUGCUUGAAUGGCUGUAUAUAAUGUACUAACAAUGAACAUUUUGUUUAUAAACAAAUGUGUAGAACAUGUGAUGCAAAAAUGACCAAUGGUUUUAACACUAAGGAACUUAGUUCUGGUAUUUAAAUGUACUAAUUUUGCAGCCUUAUAAAAUGUCAAGAGGAACCAAACAGCUGGCAUUGUACAUUGUUUUAAUAGUUUGUGUUGGUUAAACUUCAAAUUUGUCAAGGGCUUGUUUGACUUGAGUUUUAAGGAGAAUAUGCACUCUUAAAAAAAGAAAGAAAAAAAAAGAAAUGAAGGUUCAUUAUUGACAUCUAUGUUUCCGUGAAGAAUCUUUAACAUCCAGGGAACCUUUACAUUUCACAAAAGACUCUAAAUUGUGGAAAAAGUUUCUUCAGAUAAUUAACAUGUUUGUCACGUUUAGAAAAUUUUAAGAACUGAUCACUGAAAGAUUCUUUGGGGAACCUCCAAUUUUUCGUCUGUGUGAAACCUUUAUUUUAAAGAUCACAUCUAAAGGAAUAUUUGAUGAAUUUGCAAAUCUCUUUUGUGGUUCAAAUCUUUUUUGCUUGAGAGGGAAUAUUAAAUCAUAAAUUUAAAAGGAGAAGGCAGCUUUUGAGAAAAAAACAAUGUAAUUUUCCAUUUUAAAUGUGUUCUUUUGAUUACACUUCUAUGUUAAAAAUAUAUUUUCAGUAUGGAGGCAUAAUGAAAGAACUACAAUUAAUUUACAAUUACAAUUAAUCCAGAACACGGCAGCAAGAUCAAUUUUUAAUGAGCCAAAAAGAAUGCACGUCACACCUCUGUUUAUCAAAUUGCACUGCCUACAAAUAGCUGCUCACAUAAAA